AUGUUUCAGCAGCUCACAAGCACUAUUCGGCUACCACAAACAGAAUUAGGCCUCGAGCUUGAUUCUGUCAUUCCUCCAGUACAAUCUGUCACUAAGCGCCCUACCCGCCUAACUCAUCCAUAUGUUCAAUUUUGGACCAAUGAAGACUUUGUAGCAUGGCUGGAUUCUCCUGAUGGCCGUCGAGCCAACCGCGGGAAAGUACCAUACCUCGAGGACGAAAACGGUGACCCACUUACAGAUGCGAUGAUCAAGGCUAUUUGGAAGCUGCUUCGUGGUGCUUGGGCAGAACUUAUCAGGCGCAAACUUGCACCAAAGACGUGGGGUAAAGCAUCUGCAACUGCACGACAGGUUGUUCACACCCUGCUGGAGAACACAUAUCCAUUGUUUAAGUUUGCUGAUGACGGUUGGAAGCUCGAUUAUCUCAUCAGCACCUCGUAUUCUGCCUGGCGACGAAAUCAUGUUGAUGACCAUGGAAACUGGAAGAUGAAGAACAUCGACGACGACAAUGAGGAUGAGGAGGAGGAGAGUAGCGGAUGUUCUUCCAACGCCAAGGGUAAGAAACGUAAGCAGUCGAAGAACUCUUUCAAGCCUGACGUUCCCGAGAAAAAAAUAAAAGUUGAUCCUAUUCCUAUUAGCGUGCUGCUCUCUCCUAGUCCAAGUCUCACUCCUUCUCGAGCACUGUCUCCAAAUUUACCACUAGCUCCACUCUCCCUGACUAUGUUGCCCCUGCAAUCACUUGAUUUACUAGACACACCGUCUCCAAAGUUGCCUGACACUGCAGCUUCCCCAAAGUCUGUUCAAAUUUUGCCAACCACGACAGAGAAGCAGAGUAUCCCCCCGCCAGUACCUAGUACCACAGUUACUGUGCCAACUGAGAAGGAGAAUAUUCCCCCACCACCAGUGGCAGCACCUAGCAUUGCACCACAGCCAGUCAUUAAAAUCAAUAUGACAAACCCACUUUCUACACUCGCUCUAGCUGCUGUCGGCACGAUGAUACCACCUCUUCCACCCUCUAUCAAUCCUCCUCCGAGUCUUUCAGCUUCUGGCUCAACGUCUAUAAAGGGCCCAGGCAAGGCUGGCGAUGCCACAAAUGGGAGGGGCAGCAAAAUCAGCAAGGGUAAGAUGCGUCCAAGUCAGACUAAAAAUGGACGUAAUCUAUGUGUGCAUCGUUGGCUCAAGCAAGUCGAGAGCAACAAGACAACAGAAGAAUUUUGUGUUUAUUACGGGGAUCUCUCUGUGGACCAGCGCAAGGAAUACGAUAACGAGGCAGCAGAGCUAGUUGCCAACAAUGCUUGGGACAAGACAGUCUACGACGGCACAUUGCAUUAA
Molecule: messenger RNA, 1329 nt
Organism: Suillus fuscotomentosus
Lineage: Eukaryota; Fungi; Basidiomycota; Agaricomycetes; Boletales; Suillaceae
Exons: 6
Coding region: 1-1329 (442 amino acids)
Source: RefSeq, a predicted model, not a curated record